AUGUCAAAUCCCAAUCCCCUUCUCAUUCAAGAUGAUCCAGCGUGUGGCCCGCUGCAAGGUGAAACGCAUCCAUUCUUCCUGAUCCACGACGCGAGCGGAUUAGUUUCAAGCUACCUGAAAUUGGGUCCACUUGGAACACGUGUAUACGCGCUUCAUGACCCAAAGUUCGAAAAUAAUGGCCACUGCGGCUGGCAGAGCGUACGAGAUAUGGCGCUGCAUUACAUAACGUUGAUCAGGCGCCGGCAUAGCCGUGGCCAGAUCAUUAUUGGUGGAUGGUCGUUCGGAGGCAUUGUCGCUGUUGAGAUUGCCCGCACGCUUGCCGUACAAGGCAGGGGGCUGACAGUAUCCAAAGUGAUCUUGUUGGACACCGUGUACCCCCGAUGUGAAAGACCCGAGGCGACCAAAGAGAAUACUGCGCAAUAUGUCACGGGUAUCGAAGGGUUGAGCCCCCAAACCAGAAAUAGGCUAGAGACAGCCCUCGUCCGCGCAACCUGCCUGGCAGACCGCUGGAUCGUUCCACAAUGGACGUUGCCAAGACAGUUGCACGAACCACUCGCAAAGGGCAGCCCACUCCCCGGUCAACUCCCUAUGCCGCCACCCGUUAUAUUGAUCAGAGCAAGGGACAAGGUAGGAAUGGUUGACGAAAAUGAAAAGUGUGUCCUUGACAGGACAAGGUUCUUGCCCCAGCUUGGCUGGGAGGAUUUGCACCCGGAUUUCAUUUCUGCGGUCAUCAAGGUCAAUGGAAAUCACUACACACUCUUCGACGAAUUAUAUGUGAGAGGACAUGUUACUGGGGGGCACCCAAUGCUGGCUGGCUCAUGUCAUCUCAGCCUCAAUCUGGCGAAUCGAUCUAAGGUCUAUAAAUCACAAAGCACAAUGGCGACUAGCACCAAUGCCAAAGUCAGCUGGAUGUCGCUACCGAGGAAGGACCAGUUAUUUGUGCUGUGCUUGAUGCGCUUUGCAGAACCCGUUGUCAGUGCUUCAAUCGGUUCACUGGAUCUUACCCUGACAUCGGCUGAGGUGAUUCGGCAAGUGUCGAUUUUGAAAUCGGCCUUCACUCUCUCCCAGUGCAUCUCGAUUCUGUUUAUUGGCAAAAUCGCAGACUCGUCUUGGGGCGGGAGGAAGCUUGCGUUGCUUAUUGGGACACUCAUUGCCUCCACGGCAUUUGGAUUCAUUCGCAAUUUCCAUCAGGCUCUUGCACUCCGGGUUAUAGAGGGCCUCCUCAAUGGCAACAUUGCAGUUAUGAGGACCAUGGUGUCAGAGGUUGUGCAAGACAAGCGUAGGGUUGCGAGCGGCUUGGCAGAACAAGAAGAGAUGGAGCCAAUGGUCGGGCCCGAGAGUCCCGGCAUCCCGGCGAAGCAUCUCGAAACGGCGCAAAAGGUCAACUUUCUCCCGUUCCGGAGAAUAUUCACCCGUAACCUGGCAUUGACCCUAUUGUGCUACACCAUCUUGGAGACGCACACGGCGGCAUACAACAGUCUAUGGCCUAGCUUCCUCAGCGAUCCUGUUGCCUCGGUGGAAGAACGACGGAAGUGGAGGCUACCGUUCUUCUUCUCCGGUGGAGCCGGCAUGGCCACAGAUAAGAUAGGUUGGACCCUAGCAAUCCUUGGCGGUGUCGGUCUUCCAGCCCAACUGCUCUUGUUCCCCCGCGUUCAACAACGCCUGGGCAAUAUCAGGACCUUGCGCUUCUUCAUGCUUGGCUUUCCUAUAGUUCAUGCUCUCGUUCCAUACAUUGCAGUCGUUCCCUCAUCAACACCACCACCAGGGGGGAAGAGUGGGCCGUAUGUCUGGGCCUUGAUAGUACUAGUACAGACUAUCCUGAUGUCAUGUGCUGUGUUUGUGAUGCCUACACAGGUGAUGCUCGUUAAUAGUGCCAGCCCGCACCCCUCAGCCCGUGCAAGGACACACACUAUUUCAGUGCUUACGACGAAUAGAAUCGCACUAUCUCCAUUGCCGUCGACUCUGUCAACCACGAUGGGCAGCGUUUCAAGCUUGGACGACGCGCAAAAAUACGAAAUUGAGCACUAUGGCGACCAUCGUGUUAAAUACCCUGCGUCACUAUGGGCGCUGCUCGUUGCGUACCACCAAGGACCAUUGCGUUCAGCACAUGAUAUUGGCGCCGGGUACGGGAAUGGAAUAGAAGGCUUGCUUUCUUUCCUGCAGGGAGGUGACUGCAGCGUGACUCAUGCUAUUCUUACGGAGCCCAAGGGCUUUCUCCUUGAAGCGGCACGUGCCCGGCUCCCAGACUUGUUCCCCGAAAUCAUGUUCGGAUACCGGAACAAGAGGGGCGAAGAUGCCUGGGAUGGAUAUCUGGGACUCGAGAAUGGGCAGCUUGAUCUGGUCAUGUCGUGUGAGGCAAUUCAUUGGACGGAUCUAGCUCCCACGCUGGCCAAUAUCAACGAUAGUCUGAGGCCUGGGGGCACGUUCAGCGCGGUGCUCUAUUCUCCGCUUCCGCAGGUUGUCGGAAAUAUGCCCGCAACGGAGUCUCUGCGACGUCUUGUUGAGAGCCACGUGGACAAGCUGAUCUCGGAGGGCUGGAUGGACGAGGGAUGGAAGCGUUGCAUGGGUCAAUUAUAUUCAGGCCUGGCUUCUCUGCCGCUGAUUGAUGAACAAUGGACGGACGUCAAGCUCGUGGAGAUUAACAAUGUCGAGGGUUGGUGGUGCCCAUCUGCUUAUAAACCAAACAAAUCCUCUCACGAAGUAUGGCCCGCAAGCGGAUCCCGCAGCAGGUCUAGUCCGGCGGCAUGCAUACCUAAAGAGCGAAUCGUGGUGCCCGUCGACACUAACUGGCGGCGCAAUGAUGCCUCGCCUGAGUGGUUAAAGCAGAUGUUACUGUCAUUCAGGCUGAAUUUCUCUGAUUCUAGCUGGGCUUCAAAUGAGUGGCGCCAUCUAGAGCAAAUGCUGUCUGGCACAGAUGUGCAGCUCGAAUGGGCAGUCCAUGUCGUCCUGGCUAGGAAGAUGUAA
Diaporthe batatas is the source of this 2964-nucleotide messenger RNA. RefSeq lists its product as uncharacterized. The transcript is spliced from 10 exons. Gene Ontology annotation, biological process: biosynthetic process. Lineage: Eukaryota; Fungi; Ascomycota; Sordariomycetes; Diaporthales; Diaporthaceae. The record is from RefSeq and is a predicted model, not a curated record. Bases 1 to 2964 code for a protein of 987 amino acids.